This is a messenger RNA of Drosophila takahashii, 1191 nucleotides long. RefSeq names its product brachyurin. Gene Ontology annotation, biological process: proteolysis. NCBI's taxonomy places the organism in Eukaryota, Metazoa, Arthropoda, Insecta, Diptera, Drosophilidae. The record is from RefSeq and is a predicted model, not a curated record. Gene Ontology annotation, molecular function: serine-type endopeptidase activity.
CACUCAAAGCGCGCAGAACUCUGAAAAAGAAACGUUAAAAAACAAAUACAAAAAUCCCCAAAGAUUUGCAAAAACGAGAAAAAGAUCAGUGACAACAAGUGCAGUAAAUAAAUUCAAAAUGAUUAUCAACAACAGAAUGGCCCACCUGCUGGGAUUGGGAAUGAUUUUACUGCUGAUUUGGGAACCCACAUCCACGGAAGGCUACGCUUUGGGACACGCAAAGUUCGGGCGGAUCGAGAAGUUCCCCUACCAGGUGAUGCUCAUCGGCAAGCAGCUGUGGCGCAAACGCAUCCUGUGCGGCGGAACUCUGCUGGAUCGCCGCUGGAUCCUCACCGCCGGCCAUUGCACCAUGGGAGUGACCCACUAUGACGUGUAUCUGGGCACCAAGAGCGUGGAGGAUACGGAGCAGUCGGGCGGUUUGGUCCUGCGAUCGAACAAGUUCAUUGUCCACGAGCGUUUCAAUCCGGAGACGGCGGCCAAUGAUAUUGCCCUGGUCAAGUUGCCGCAGGACAUUGGAUUCACCUCGCGCAUCCAGCCUGCCGCGCUGCCCAGCAGAUAUCGCCAGGAUCAGUUCGCUGGGAUGAGUGUGGUGGCCAGUGGGUGGGGCGCCAUGGUGGAGAUGACCAACUCGGAUUCGAUGCAGUACACCGAACUGCAGGUGAUCUCGAAUGGGGAGUGUGCCCAGGAGUACGAUGUGGUCACGGCGGGCGUGAUCUGUGCCAAGGGUCUGAAGGACGAGACAGUGUGCACCGGCGAUUCGGGUGGACCUCUGGUCCUCAAGGACACCCAGAUUGUGGUGGGCAUUACCAGUUUCGGACCCGCCGAUGGCUGUGAGACCAAUAUUCCCGGAGGAUUCACCCGGGUAACGCACUACCUGGACUGGAUCGAGAGCAAGAUUGGCGGCCAUAACGCCCCACAUCAGCAGUACCAGCGACCCCAUCAUCAUCAGUACAGUGAUAACAAUCUCAUUUAGGAUGGGUCCUCGACGAGCGAGCUCAUCCCCACCACCACUGACUGAAUCUUUAUAGCUUUAUGUUCAAAAGAAAUUCUCCAAUCUUGUGAUAUAUCUCUCAUUGAAAUCUGUACAUUGUUUUUAGCUUUAACUAUUUAAAACAUCUAUAUUUAUUUUAGUUGUAAGAGUAACAGCGGCAGCGCGAAAAGAGAUAAAAAUCAAGCCGCAAACAAAAAGAA